This is a messenger RNA of Mucor velutinosus, 672 nucleotides long. RefSeq lists its product as uncharacterized. NCBI's taxonomy places the organism in Eukaryota, Fungi, Mucoromycota, Mucoromycetes, Mucorales, Mucoraceae. The transcript has a single exon. The coding region runs from base 1 to 672 and encodes 223 amino acids. The record is from RefSeq and is a predicted model, not a curated record.
AUGGCCUUUCUCACUUCAAGCUUAGAUUAUCUCAAUGUCAUCAAAAUCGAUGAAAUCCUUGGAAGUAUGACAGAAACAGUCGAUCCAGUAAUAGUAUAUGGAAACAAAGUAGAGGCUGAAGUCGUUGCUCAAGAGUACCAAGCUACUAGCCAAGGCUAUACACAAAUUGCUGAUUUGAAGAAAAAUGACAAAAAUUGUAUCAAAUUAUCAGAUUCGCCAGAGUCAGAGGUUACUGACAAUGUACAAGAUAAGAUUACUGAGGAACUAAAGCUUGUCGAUGGUGAUCAAGAAGAGAAAACGGUCAGUAUGAUGAAUGACAAGCUGAAAGAGGAAAGGAGUGGUGUAUAUGUCAUGCAAGAGCGAGAAGUGAAUAGCAUGGCGAAGAAGGAGCAGGAUCAACGAAAUGUUGUUUGUAGUAAGCAAGAGCUGAAAGUAAAUGUCCAUGGAAGAGAAACUCCAUGUAUCAGAAUCGAACAAAACAAUUCUCAGCUUACAACAUACAAAGAGCCUAUAGAGAUUGUAGUAAAACUUUCAGACAUAAUCCACACAUCCUAUCAACCCAAUUUGAAGUUGUCUGACUUGGCUGAGCAAUCAUCAGCACCAGUGAAGCACCAGGCACCACCUCCAUCGCAUCUACCACGAUCAAGAGUAACACUGGCGGAUUUGAUGUAG